Xiphias gladius (swordfish) is the source of this 1430-nucleotide messenger RNA. Its product is annotated as zinc finger protein 134-like. Gene Ontology annotation, cellular component: nucleus. NCBI's taxonomy places the organism in Eukaryota, Metazoa, Chordata, Actinopteri, Istiophoriformes, Xiphiidae. The coding region runs from base 173 to 1165 and encodes 330 amino acids. The record is from RefSeq and is a predicted model, not a curated record. The transcript is spliced from 2 exons.
CAAUGUGCCGCAAGGCAUUCAGUCUGCCUGAAACCCAGAAGAAGAAGAAGAAGAAGAAGAAGAAGAAGAAGAAGAAGAACGUAAAGGAAAACCUUAGCUCAUAGUAAAAAGAGAAAGGCUACCAGUGUUUAGUUUUCUCGUUAGCUCUGCUUUGAUCAGUCAUCUGUGAAACAUGUGGAGACUUCAAAGUCUGAAGGUUUUUAUCAACCAGCGGCUAACUGCGGCAGUGGAGGAGGUAAUUGGCCGUUUAGAGAAAGCAAUCACCGAGUAUGAAGAGGAGAUGGAGUGCCGCCAUCGCAGGCUGCUGGACACGGCUUCAAAACCUGACGACGAGCGGCGAAGAGCAGUAUUUUCUGCAGAUGUCCAGCAGCAGUUGGUGAUUAAAGAAGAGCUUCCUUCUGAGCAGCAGGAGUGGAACCCCAGCCUAGACCAGGAGGAUCCAGAGCCCCCACACAUUAAAGAGGAAAAGCAGGAUUUCUGGACCAGUCCGGUCAUGAGUCAGCUGCAAGGACUGCGUGAGGACAGUAUCACCAAGUUCCCAUCCGUGCAUGUCCCAGUGAAGAGUGAAGAUGAAGAGAAAUCUCAGUCCUCACAGCUUCAUCAAAGACAAACUGAGGAGAACCGAGAGGCAGAGCCUCCAGCCAGCAGCUCAACUGAACAGAUGAAAACAGAAGCUGAUGGACAGGACUGUGGAGGACAAGAACCAGACAGGAUCUUAGUAUCUGAUUAUAAAUGUCUAUCUGGAUUUAAUGACAAGACUUCACACUAUUCUGAAGCUAGUGGUGAUGACUGGAAGGAGACCGGUACACCUCAGACAGAUAUAAAAACUCUGAAAAAUACAGCUCCUGUCAAUGAUAUGGGACGUAAUACUGGCAUUAAAUCAUUUAGCUGCUCAAAAUGUGGUAAAAUAUUUGGCCAAAAGCACCAUCUGCAGACACACAUGAGAUGCCAUACUGGAGAGAAACCCUUUGGUUGUUCUCUGUGUGGUAAAAGAUUUACUCAGAAGGGAAAUCUGACACAACACCUGGCAGUCCACACACGGGAAAAACCAUGUAGUUGUCCUGUUUGUGGUGAAAGAUUUUCACAAAAAGGAAAUCUGACACAACACAUGACAGUCCACACAAGGGAAAAACUUUCUGAAUGUGCGGUAAUUAAAUUUGAAUAAUACUUUUGACUAAUGUUAUCUGAUUCCAUCUGUCAGAUGUUUCACGGAAUCACAGUAUUUGAACAUUACAGUGAGAUUAUUUUACUUGGCAGCAUCCACGUUAUAGUCAAGAAGCACAGGGGAGACUCCUUUACUGCUCACACUAAUCACCAAACAUAGCUCACAGAGAGCUCCCAAAGGAGCUAUGUAAAGUAGGUACAUUAGUGUAUCUCUUGUUCUAGAGAUGGGAGGGGUGGGUUCAGGGUUUUUUAUGUAUGUUGAAAAA